GUGAGAACUUAAUCUUAGGAGAGUAAAAAAGAAUAGAUAUGAGCCAUUGGAUUACCUUUUAAUGAUCCGUGCGCCUAAACUAUAACAGAGGGUAUCCAGGUCACUUUGUAAAAUACUUCCUACGCCUAAAAUAUAUCCCACGCCUAAAAUCACGAUGCAUGAUUCUUUCCAUACAUAACCGUUUCCUCCUUCGGCGGGCUUCCUCCUUCGGCGGUCUUCUCUCCUUCGUCGGACUUCUCUCCUUCGUCAGUCUUCUCUCCUCAAUCUCUUUGUGAUCGGAUGUCAUCGGCUCUGGUCGUCCGGCUUCUCUCCUCAAUCUCUCUGUGAUUGGAUUUCAUCGGUUCUGGGUUGUCUUCCAUCUAACGUUCUUUCAUGGAGUUCAGUUCAAACGAUGUUCCCUUCAGUGCAUCUGCAGCCGUUUCUCAAUCGUUUGAUGUUAAUACAAUGCAAGUUUCUCCGGGAUCCACUAUGUACUGCACACCGGAUUGUGACCCUGCUUUUAAACCUCGUGUUGGUAUGUUGUUCAACACCUUGCGUGAUGGUAUGAGAUUUUAUGAGCAAUAUGCAAAAGUUUGUGGUUUUGAAUCACGUAAAAGUAGUCAAAAAAGGGCUCGUGAUGGCGUUAUUGUUUGGAAACAUAUGGUGUGUAAUAGGCAGGGCUUCAAAAAUGUAUCUACAUCUAAGACGGUUGCACCUAAGAGUGAUUCUUGCAAGAAUGUUGAUUUAGAUAAUGAGUUUAGUGUUGAAAAUGAAGAGUUCAUGACUGAUAUUGAGUCAUGUGAAUCUGAUGGAUCUGAAAAUGAAGAGGAACCUCAUGUUGAAGAUUUACCAACUCCGGGCGUAUGCGUUGAUGACGACAAGAAAACAAGACGCACAGUUUCUAAUAGGUGCGAUUGCAAAGCACGUCCGGUUUUUAGGCUUGCAGGCAUGGAUGGAUACCAAAUUAAAUUGUUUGAGGAGAGGCAUAAUCAUUCAAUGUCUUCCCCUUCUUCACUUCCAUUUUUAAAAGUCAACAGGAAACUCGACAUUGGUCAUCAAAAAUUUGUCCUGAAUUGUGUAAAAGCAAAUAUCGGUACUAUGAAAUGCUACCGCUUGUAUAAGGAAACUGUUGGGGGUUAUGCCAAUAUUGGUGCCACGUCUGUGGAUUUUAAGAAUUUUAAACGCGACUUGAAGGCUUAUUUAGUUGGCGUGGAUGCCCAAAUGUUGAUAGAUAAGCUAUUUAGAAAGAAAGAAAUUUGUUCAGCGUUUUCAUUUGACUACGAUGUUGAUGAGAGUGACCAGCUAACACGUGUAUUUUGGGCGGAUCCAGUCUCCAUAAAGAACUAUGCGUUAUUCGGGGAUGUUGUAUCUUUUGAUGCUACAUAUGAGACCAACAGGUAUGACAUGGUUUUUGCCCCCUUUACUGGCGUUGAUAAUCACAAAAAGUGCAUUACUUUUGCUGUGGGUUUGUUGUCGAAAGAAGAUGUGGAAUCAUAUGUUUGGUUAUUUCGAUGUUUCUUAAAUGCAAUGGGUCGGGAACCCAAGUGCAUCAUAACAGAUCAAGACCCAUCCAUGAAAAUUGCUAUUCCACAGGUAUUCACCAAUACAUGUCAUAGAUUUUGCAUGUGGCAUAUUAUGGAGAAGGUGAGUAAGAAAGUUGGACCGGUUUUGAGUAAAAAUUCUGAUUUUAUGACGGAAUUGAAUUCUAUUGUGUGGAGUCAUUAUUUGCAGCCAACCGAAUUUGAAUUGAGAUGGACCAUAUGUUUGAGAUUAGGGAUUUGUGGAUUCCUGCUUAUUUUGGUGAUAUAUUUAUGGCGGGCUUGCUCAGGACUACAUCACGUUCGGAGAGUGAAAAUAAUUUUUUUAAUGAAUUCACAAAUCCUAAUUUCAGUUUGGUGGAGUUUUAUAUGCAGUUUGAGAGUGCAAUGGAUUCUCAAAGACAUAAUAGUGCACAAUUGAUCAAAGUUUCAGAGUCCUCCUUUCCCGAGUACAAGACUCCAUUACAUAUUGAAAGAUAUGCUUCUUCUGUUUAUAAUCAUUCAAUUUUUUAUCUCGUUCAGAAGGAAAUAUGUUGUGCAUGUUUUUCUUGUGCUGUUCUCAGUCUCCAUCAUGAAGGUUGUGUGUUUACGUACGUCAUCUCAGAUGAACGAGGUUUUAAUUUCACAGUUGUGCACAAUAGUACUGAAGGUUCUACAGUUUGUUCUUGCAAACAUUUUGAAAGGAUUGGGAUAUUGUGUCGCCACGUUUUUUUUGUGUUGAAAGAGAAGAAGGUCAAUGCAAUUCCAGAUAAAUAUGUCCUUCGUCGAUGGUGCAAAGAUUCCAUUCUAAGGCCCCUUAAUGCAUUUGAAGAUGGUGUUUUUCAACAGUGUGUUGACACAGAAGAACAAAACCUAGCUAUGAAGACAUUGUGGUCUGAUAUUCAUUUUUGCGUUGGACUGAUUGACCAAAAACCUCAAUUGCUUCAGCAGUUUGCAGAUGCCAUUAAGGUGCAAAAAGAUUUACUGUCCAGCUCUCAAGGAAAUAGUGCAUCAGGAUCUACUAAAAAUGAUGUUAUACAAGCCUUUUAUGGGUCAUCUAUUCCUACUGAAGUAAGCAUUCGUCCACCGCAGCACGCUCGAAAUAAGGGUUGUGGAAAAAGGAUUAAAGGAGGCAAGGAGAAGGCAAUUGAAGUGAGCCAGAAGGCAAAGAGACUAUGUAGAAAAUGCAAUAAAAAAGGGUAUCAUGACAGUCGAAACUGUCCUUUGAACUCGGCGGAAUGAUUAUUCUUUUGUAUUCAUUUUCACAGCUUGGGUUUUCAGCUUGGAGCAAUGUUGCUUCGUUUAUUUUUUUUUUAUUUAGGAACAGUAUUUCGAACUCUUACGAAUGACUACUAUUUUCAAUUUAUUGUUUCGUCUUUUGAAUUUAUUAUUUUCUUUUUUUUUCUUUCACAAUUUAUGCCCUAUUUUUGGCCAAAGUCUUCAAUGUAUAAAUUACUACUGCGUGCAUAAUUUAAUGCAUUUUUAUCA
Cuscuta epithymum is the source of this 2984-nucleotide messenger RNA. The record is from the annotation of a GenBank genome assembly. NCBI's taxonomy places the organism in Eukaryota, Viridiplantae, Streptophyta, Magnoliopsida, Solanales, Convolvulaceae.